Messenger RNA from Mycosarcoma maydis (corn smut), 141 nucleotides. RefSeq lists its product as uncharacterized. Lineage: Eukaryota; Fungi; Basidiomycota; Ustilaginomycetes; Ustilaginales. Gene Ontology annotation, cellular component: oligosaccharyltransferase complex. The record is from RefSeq and is a predicted model, not a curated record. Bases 1 to 141 code for a protein of 46 amino acids. The transcript is spliced from 2 exons.
AUGAUUAGCGACGUGACCUUAUCCGCGCUAGCCAACUGGCUCGGCAGUCUCACCAUGAUCUUGAUCGUCGUAUAUCACGCAUUAAGCGUAAAUGUCAAGAGGAAUCAAGAGACAGCGAGAAAGGUCGCCGCUUCGACAUAG